CACAACGUCCGCCCAGUGAACCUGUCUGGAGGGCGAAGUCAGCUCUGGUUGAUUACUACAGGUUGGAGCCGGCGGAAGCAGCAGGGUGGUCGGCCAUGAUGUGAGUUCACGGCAGAACAGGUUCUGAGCUGAAUGGCCUUGUCAAACUCUCCUGUGCUUGGCUUCAGGUAUCAGCAACGUUGCUGGUGUUCACAUGUACACAGAAGGCAAUGUUGAGGCUCGAAAUGGCACCGAACGCCGUCUGAAGUGCACAUUUCAAUCCAACUUCCCUGUUGGGAAACAGACAAGUGUUACCUGGUCCUUCCGACCUGACAGCGGUGACAAAGAGGAAGUUGUCAUGUAUUAUCUUGAGCAACCAUAUGCAUCUUCAACUGGACGGUUUAAGGAACGGGUGGUGUGGUCAGGAAACAUCUGGAGAAAAGAUGUAUCGAUUACCAUCACUGACCUACAGUUUUCGGACAAUGGAACUUUUAUGUGCGGCGUGCUGAAUCCUCCUGAUGUGGAGCUGGUCCUUGGUGAAAUCAAACUUUCUGUUGUGCAUAAAGUCACUUACUCGGAGAUGCUGAUCUUGGGGAUUGUGAUCGGAGGAGCGACAGGGCUGGUGAUCCUGAUUGUGGUCGUGAUGGUUACCGUGCAGCUCUGCCGGAAAUCGAGGGAUUUCAUAGAUGACGAGGAAAUGGAGCAGGAGCCACAGAAGGGGGAGCUAGAAUAUCAAGGCAAAGAUGGUACGGAAAUGGAGAAGUUAAAUGGUGAGAUGAUGAGUUUUGCGGAAGAGGCCAAGUCAGCAAGGGUUCCCUGAAGACUGACAGAGUAAGAUCAGUUGCAGAACAAAGUUUAAUUUUAACGAGAGAAGAAGCAAGAUUUUAAAAUAAACCUCGUGUCUGUCACCUUCCAUAGAGGGAGCAUUUCAGACUAUUAUCCUCCUGCUGUUCAGCACUUCAUGCCUGAUGCUGAAGUCAUUACACUAACAGUGUUAUCCUUGAACCCAGAGACCAACAUCGUUCUGUUACAGGUAGCUGAGGCCCAAAGCAUGCCAGGAAUUUGGCGACUCCGUCAGAGAAUAAUCCAGGCUCAAGAAAUGUAGUGGUUACAUCACUAGAAUAUGAAUCCACAAAAUUUGAAUUUAACUCUCACCAAGGAAGUGUGAGAAUAGAAAACUUACAAGAAAGAUUCUGAUAGAGGGAAUGCUAAAGCUGCCGGAUGUUUGGAAAAUUCAACAGGUUUACGAAUAUUCUUUGGAGAAGGGAACACGCUGUUCUUUCUCACAUUGGUUCUAUAUGUGACUCUAGCUCAAUGUGAUUUCUUUUUAACUGUCCUCUGAAUAAGCUAUUCAAUAGUAUCAAAGGCAGCUUCCCAGGCACCAGCAUUUCCAAACAAAGGUCUGCCAUGUUUGCUGAACAUCUAGGGCUGGACAAUAAGCGCCAGCUUAGCCUGAUAGCGCAAUCAAGCUCUAGAUUGGGAGAUUCUUCACCGCUGUGAGAUCCCUACACAGAGCAGCUUCGCUUCACUUUAUCUGCUGAUCUGUUCCAUUCUCUUUCUUCAGCUUACUUGCCUCCAUCCUCUCCAAGGGGCAGUAACUUGCUGAGUUUUGAGACUGCUGGAUACUCGUAGGCCUUUUGUACUGUAGAAACUCCUCAGCUGCUGCCUCAAUCACAAUCCCAAAAUAAUCCAGGUUCUGCUCCUGAGGCAAUAAUCAAGAGUUAUUAAUGGAAAUUAUAAUGUCUCUCUGAUUUUUUUUAAAAUUUUACAGAGAUUCGGGAUCUCAGUUUAGUUCUCCCUUUAAAGAUAAUACAGAAUGGGAAGAACUGUUUUUAACUACUGAACAUCUGUUACUGAUCUGUAAAUAUUAAAGUAAACUUGAAAACUUUUUUAAAUUGCUCUUAAAGGUGUAUAGAUUUAUAUUUAAUUGAUAAAUUUCUUGUAUGUGAAAUGUAUUUUCACGUUUGCAAUUGCAUAAAAUAAAACAAUGAACAUGGA
This is a messenger RNA of Hypanus sabinus (Atlantic stingray), 1977 nucleotides long. Its product is annotated as myelin protein zero-like protein 2. The coding region runs from base 194 to 799 and encodes 201 amino acids. The transcript has 6 exons. The record is from RefSeq and is a predicted model, not a curated record. Gene Ontology annotation, biological process: cell-cell adhesion. NCBI's taxonomy places the organism in Eukaryota, Metazoa, Chordata, Chondrichthyes, Myliobatiformes, Dasyatidae. Gene Ontology annotation, cellular component: membrane.